Molecule: messenger RNA, 2938 nt
Organism: Lactuca saligna
Lineage: Eukaryota; Viridiplantae; Streptophyta; Magnoliopsida; Asterales; Asteraceae
Source: the annotation of a GenBank genome assembly
GUUCAAUUUUUGUCGCAACCAUCCAAUUUCAUCAAGCGCAUUUCCUGUUUAUCGUCAAUCCAUUUGCAUGCUAAUCAAUCCAAAUUUCUCAACAUAACGAAAAAACCCUAGUAAUUUCAAAUAAGAAGUUCCACAAACACAGUUCAUGUUCAUGUCUAUACAGGAUUGUGAUUUGUGGAAGAAACCUCUCCCAACACGAGAUAAUACGUCUCUAACGAUUCACGUUAUUGGAUGGGUUUAAGGUCGUGGUAUUUGCAUAAAUCAAAGAUCAAAAGAGGAUUAUACAUCAACAUCAUGAUUUAUAUGUGAAUUAUCGUUAGAGAGUUUUUCAUUAAGUUGGUUGAAUUUGGUGAUUGAUAUACAACAUCUUCAUGGAUAUGGAAAGUGUAUGUCAUUAAUGAUCGAUAUAAUAGAAAUAGUCUUUAUUUAUUGUUGAAAGAUUGGAAUCUGUUCCAAGGAUUAAGUAUUACUAGCAUGGUAGAUGUUUCUAGGCUAGUGAGAUGGAAGGAAAGGAAAGGAGAUGGUAAUCUGCAAAAGCGUUUCCAACAUUAACAAAUAAUACAAUGUUUGUGAGGUAGCAAAUGCCAAAUAGAGUAAUCCGUGAAGCAUAAUAUUCAAAGAAUGACGACAGUAGGCAACCAUAGACGAUGUAGAAGCGAAAUAGUGACAUCAUUAAAUACUCAAAAUCAAAGCAAUGGUUUUCAACGAUUGAAGAAUCAGAUGCAAAAAGCUUUAAACUGGGGUGGUGGCCAGGAUUUCAACCAAGAGAUUUUAGCUAAUCAGAAACGCCAAUGGAAUCAGUUUCACUCAACAUCCUCGGAUGCCACCACAAAGUACCAAGAUCCAUCCUCGCUUUUUGAACAUUUUCUUAUAGCGGGUAUCCAUCCAAAUGCAAAUCUGGAGCCUGUUGAGGCUGCAUUUGCUCAUAGAAAGAUAUGGGAGGAUAGAGCCGAUAAAACAGACCUCAUGGAUCUCAAAGUUAUGCAGUUUCGAUCACCUCCAAGUGUCACAAUGGAACCUCAGAUACUUUUCAAGUAUCCUCCAGGGAAGAGGCUAUCUAUGCGCUUAGGAGAUUUAGCAUCCUUUUGCUUUCCUACUGGUGUGAAGGCAUGUGUGAUGGAGAGGACACCAUCCCUAAAUGAGCUAAAUCAAGUCGUUUACGGGCAGGAUCAUUUGACCAGAGAUGACUCUGCAUUUAUAUUUUCACUCAAGGUGGCAGACAAUGCAACUCUGUACGGUGUGUGUCUACACACACAAGAAUUCGUUCAGAGACCACCAGGAAUGCUCGGCGCUGCAACCCCGCUUUCAAAAACAUCCGGAAGAGGCAGUCGUUUUUUGGUCACAGCACCUCGCUGUUAUUGUCUCUUAACAAGAGUCCCCUUCUUUCAACUCCACUACGAGAUGUUAAACAGUAUUGUAGCACAGGAGCGCCAAAAUCGAAUCACACAGUUUGUAAGUGAAGUGGGACCUGAUCGUUCCCUUCCAGCACCCCCACCGAAUGAAGACCAAGAGGAUGAAACUGAAACUACUGGUCAAGAAGAAGAUCCAACCCCUGAUCGCUCAUGGAUGGAUGCUGCAAUACCAGUCGACACCACCAUAACACUUUCUGCUAUAACUACAGGCAUUAUAGAUGAUACGCUAAAUUCGCCUUCAUGGUUUCAAACCGGGUCUCCUAGUGUUGCAAGAAAGGAGAUGACUUAUGUUGAUGAUUCCAAUAAUGAUGCCAUGGAAAAACGAUGGGAGUGUAUAGGAAAAAUGCAUGGCGAUCAUGAUAGUGUCAGAAAGGCAGAUGUUGAUGCGUGUGUUAUUCCGAUGAACCGGACUCUUGAACGACAUGGAAGCGUUGGGCCCUUGUUCAGUUUAAUGAAAGGCGUCUUAUCAGAGGAUGAAGGUGGGGUACAUUUUUGUAGUGAUAGAGAUGCGACUAAUAAAACGAUCAUGGAAUGGGCUAAGGAAAACAAAAAUGACUUGCUACAGACUGUUUGCAACUAUCAUGCUUUAGGAGUUCCAUCAUAUGGAGGUAAAAUAUGUUUCAGGCCACUCGAGAAUCUACCGGCUAUUGAAUAUUAUAGAACUGCUUUUGCUUUUGGAGAUCAAACUGUCGAUAUGUCAGAGAUUCCCGAUAAGGUCAAGUUCAAGCUUGCAGCAAUCGAGGAAGCCGUGUCACUAUCAAAUUGGACAACCAUAACACUUUGUAGAGCUCUUUCUCUUGAAAAUGUUCUAAUAUUGCUUUCAGCAGUACUGUUGGAGAAACAAGUGAUUAUCACAUCCCCAAAUCUGGGUGUCCUAUCAGCCACAGUGUUAUCUCUUAUUCCUAUGAUUCUUCCGUUUGAAUGGCAGAGCCUCUUUCUUCCUGUUCUUCCAGGGAAGAUGUUUGAUUUCCUAGAUGCCCCUGUUCCUUUUGUUGUGGGGAUACUGCAUAAACCAGGUGAUAACAAGAUGAAAUCAUCUAAUAACCUUGUUCGUGUUGAUUUGGAGACAAAUCAGGUGGAAAUGUCGUCCUUGCCAGCACUUCCUAGGCACAAAGAAUUGAUGACCAGACUAGCGCCACUUCAUGGUAGACUAUCAUGUGACAAAACUGCUGCUAAAAAGUAUCCGGUUUACAAGAGCAACAAAUGGCAGAUUGAAGCUGCAACACAUUUCUUAGCCGCUAUGAGGCAGCACUUGGAGUCGCUAUGUUCAAACUUGAGCUCCCAUAUCGUCCCUAAUGUACAAUGCGAGACCGACCCGGCUAACCUACUUCUCAAGGAAAGCUAUAUUGAUUCCUUCGCCUAUAGGGACCAACGAUUUGUCAGGGAAUUUGUAGAUACACAAAUGUUCACGGUUCUAUCGGACAUUCGAUUAGCCAGACACGUCGGUUAACAUUCCAUUCCAAUCCUCUGUUUCUCGGAUAUCUAUUCUUGGGUUGGGUUGGGUUGGGUUGGGUUGGGUUGGGUAG